Dufourea novaeangliae is the source of this 751-nucleotide messenger RNA. Its product is annotated as dnaJ homolog subfamily C member 4-like. The record is from RefSeq and is a predicted model, not a curated record. The coding region runs from base 110 to 751 and encodes 213 amino acids. The transcript has 4 exons. NCBI's taxonomy places the organism in Eukaryota, Metazoa, Arthropoda, Insecta, Hymenoptera, Halictidae.
UAUCGUCCGAAUAGCUGCUUGACGACUAUUUAUAUAAAAUGACUUGAUUUUGAUGUUCAGUUGCAUAAACUGCGUCUAAAUUUACAAAUAGACAAGAAAUUUAAGGGAUAUGUUUCGUAUAUACAAAUUCGAGAUACCUGUAGUAAUUCGCCAUUACGGAAAUUAUUGUUAUCGUCAAAGAGCUCAGUGCAAUCACUACGACACAUUACGUAUUUCCCCGAAUGCAACAGAAAGGGAAAUUAAGAAUGCUUAUAUAAAAUUAUCAAAAAAAAUGCAUCCUGAUAAUAGCAGUGAAGGAAAUCAUGCAGAUUUUGUGAAGAUUAAUGAAGCUUACACAAUUUUAAGUAAGAAACACACAAGAAGAGAUUAUGAUAUGAGUUUAAAGCAUUAUUAUCCUUACACUCAUCAUCCUUUUCGUCAGCAUAAUGGAAAUGAUACUUGGAGACCUAAUCCUACAUAUGCAGAUUGGGGAUUUAAAGAAUAUUCAACAAAUCAUAAGUAUGAUCCUGUAUAUCUAAGGAAAGCAGUUAUAUAUUGUAUAAUAUUCAUAAUAAUCGGGACAGUUCUACAAAUUUUAAUUAUUGAGCGGUAUUUGGUUAUUAACAGAAUUGAAAUAAUAAGGAGAAGUAUGAAAUAUCAACUGGAAUAUGAAAGAAUCAAAGCAGAAGCUGAAGGGAAAACAGUAGAGGAGCAACUAAAAAAUAUCAUGGAAUCAAAGAAUAAUCAUGAAUCAACAUUCUGGAGUAAAUAA